Diaporthe batatas is the source of this 616-nucleotide messenger RNA. RefSeq lists its product as uncharacterized. The record is from RefSeq and is a predicted model, not a curated record. NCBI's taxonomy places the organism in Eukaryota, Fungi, Ascomycota, Sordariomycetes, Diaporthales, Diaporthaceae. Bases 198 to 521 code for a protein of 107 amino acids. The transcript is spliced from 2 exons.
CACGCGUGCGCUACGCGGUAAAAACCCACGUAGGACAGCUAAAUUACUAUAAGGUCCCUUGCUGCCCCACGGGGACUGCUGCGCAUUCGUCGGUCUCCCUGCCCAACCCUCUAUUCUCUUGUUUCCGGCAUUGACAUCAUAUUACUAAAUUCUCAUAAAUCUCCGCCUCCCCUCUCGUCAACCGGAAGCCAUUCACAAUGUCCAUACACCGAGUUACCUUGUUCAAGAUCCCGAAAGAAGAGGAUGUUGAUUUCCUCCUGGACCAGUACAAGAUACUUACAAAGGAGGCCCGCAAGGACGGCGCUCCGUACAUCGUGUCUAUCGUAGCCGGGCGUCCCUUGCCAGAUGAGCGAACCCGCGGCUUCACAUUGGUGGCCAAGACAACGUUCCGCUCGCUUGAAGACAUGCGGUAUUACGACUCCAGUUGUCAAGCGCACGCCAACUUCAAGAAGCACGUUCCAUCGCGGCGUGAAGGAGAAGUCGUAACGGUCUAUUUUGAGGAUGCUAUUGGGGCUGCGUAGGAGCUCUGGAUGGUGGAACUUUGAAUGUCUUGUAUGUAGAACUGUCAAUGUACGUACCUCUGGCCGUGAGGGUCAAUUUCACCCGUUGUUCUGCA